CUGGAUCUGGUCAACAUCUACCCUCUCGAACCGCCUUAUCUGAAGUCAAAUAGUAUUUCAUCAAGCUUCAAUUCUUCAAUUAUUUUGACCAAUUCUGUCUAUCAAGUCUAGUUUCCAGUUUGUAUUAAAAAAUCCAAUUCAUUAUAUUGCUACUUCUGUGGAAUUCUCAAGACUACAAUAACCACAAUGACAACAAUGACCAUUGACAUUUGAUGAAGACGGAGAAGAAACCUCGAUAGAACUAAGCCUCUCUGUCCUUUGGCUUUACGAACGAAAGAAAAUGGAGUUCAUACUUCGAUGUAAUGCACUGAAAUGUCGGAAAGAAUUGAGCGAUCAUGCAGUAGUUACAACCUGCAGGUUCGUGUUUCUUCGAAUUCCUGUUUCAUCUUCGCUUUCAUUCGAUCUUUCCAUUACUUAUUUUCAAUAGUCAUGUCUUUUGUAUUGAGUGUUCAAAUCAAUCCCAGCUCUCUACUAACACACAAGAUAAUCGACGAUCAACAUGUCCUGCAUGCGACAUGCUUCUACCAAAUCCUGAUGAUGUCGUUGUCGCGAAUUUAAACCCUAGCGAGGACUACAAGACGAGUGUGUUGAGUGGGCUCACUCCGGGUGUCAUAGUGGAGUGUGCAGGUCGAGCUUUGAGUUUCUGGGCAUAUCAAACAACCCAGGAGAUGUUCGUGUACGCAUUCUGCCACGGAAAGCUUUGCUGACUAUUUUGAAGUGUUUACCAAGAAUACCUGGCCAAAAGUUUGACAGACAAGUACUCGACAUUGAAUACCCAGAUGGACAAAAUUAUACAUGACGCGAACAGCGAAAUAUCUAGUCUUCGCAACAAAAUUAUUAGUAAGUUAUGUUAUGAUUCUCUGGAUGCUUGACAAAACGCUAAUCAAUGUGCUUAGGUAUGAGUACGGAUCAGGAUGCUUUGAGACGAAAGAAUGAAGAGCUCAACCACCAUCUUAGAGAGAAGAAUAAGAAGUUACUCCAAACACAGGAACUUUACGAUAAGAUGAAGCGUAAAGGAUUGUUGGAUCAAGUUCAGACAGCUGCUUCAAACGCAGUUGAUGACACCAUAGAAGCGACCGUAACUGGUAAUCGCUUCGCUGACAAUACAGGCACCGACAACCAGAGACCGCACCAACAACCAUUUUACACUAACCAACAGGCUGGUGGAAUGCAUCAAAGCGGCGGUUUUCACAAUCCAACUAUGCCACCACCCCCUCUCCAAAGAAGAAGACACAGUAGCGGUUGGGAUGCUAUUGCUGGUCAAGGACUCGGCCAAGGAUCUCAGCGACGUAGGAGAAAAAUCAUGCUAUAAGACUAUAAUACAAAUUGCUCAUAAAAUUAACAGUAAACCAAGUUCAAGCGACUCCUUCCUCCCAUCGACAGCCUUUGAUAUCUGGCAAUUUUCCUCCUGUCAGUAUUGGCAUGAACAAUCUACAACACCAUAUGGCUGGAACCCCUUUAUCUUUAUCUCAAGGACGAGUUACCGUUACUCCCCGUCGGACUCCACUUUCUGGUCUUAAUGUCAAUGUUGGACAAGUUUCUGGCUUCGCGGGUUACGGCAUGCGGGCCGGCCUGAAGGUCGGGAACCAGGGAGCAUCUGUAGCAUCUGAAUUUUCUAGACCGAGUGUUCGAUCAGGUAUGACCAAGUUAUCUAUCUUGCUCUUCAUAUAUCUGCUAAACUUCCCAUAGUAGCGCAGAGACCUGGCUCCAACCUUGCCUUUAGUCGUGACUCAGGACUCGGCACGCCAUCAAUUUCUCGGGGUGAGAAUAACUACUACUGAUGUGGUUGCCUAAUUUUGAUAUAAAUCUUUGCUAUUCGGACUAAUUUUGACUCACUAAUCAGACCAGUUCCAAAUGGUGUUUUAUAUUACUACACUGCCAAAUUUACAUUUAGCUGGAAUGAAAAUUCAAUGACGUUAUAUAUUCAAAUUGGUGAACUCCUUUUCUUUGCUCCCGGUGUU
This is a messenger RNA of Sclerotinia trifoliorum, 1961 nucleotides long. NCBI's taxonomy places the organism in Eukaryota, Fungi, Ascomycota, Leotiomycetes, Helotiales, Sclerotiniaceae. The record is from the annotation of a GenBank genome assembly.